CGGGCCGGCUGGGAACGAGGCUCGGGCCGCCGCCCAGGUGUGCGUGGCAGGAACAUGUGCGCGGCCGGCCCAGGUGGCCGCCGCUGGGCCCAGGUGUCCCGCGUCGUCUCGUUCAGCGCGACUCACCGGCUCCACAGCAAAUGUCUGAGUAAUGAAGAAAAUUUGAAACUUUUUGGGAAAUGCAACAAUCCAAAUGGCCAUGGUCACAAUUAUAAAGUUGUGGUAACAGUACACGGAGAGAUUGAUCCUGUUACAGGAAUGGUUAUGAAUUUGACUGAUCUCAAAGAGUACAUGGAGGAGGCAAUUAUGAAACCCCUUGAUCAUAAGAAUCUGGAUCUGGAUGUGCCAUACUUUGCAGAUAUUGUAAGCACGACAGAAAAUGUGGCUGUAUAUAUCUGGGAAAACCUCCAGAAACUUCUUCCUGUGGGAGUUCUUUAUAAAGUAAAAAUCUAUGAAACUGACAAUAAUAUUGUGGUCUAUAAAGGAGAAUAGCUCCUUGGAGUUGAUAACCAUAGAAAGACUCAGUUUCUUUCCAAAUUUGAGAAAAGAUCAUUGUUCCUUUGAAUUAUUAAGAAGUAAUUCCUAGUUACUGCACCUCCACACUGAGUUCUGGAGAGCUCGGUUUAUUGAAAUCAUUGUAAGAUCUAUUUUGAAUCAGUCUAUGUUAAAACGACAUUUGCAAUGUAUCCUGAGUAACAUUUAGAGAAUCUUUUAUUUAUUGAUUAAAAAUCACUUUAUUUUUUAUCAAAAUGAUUUGAUAUGGAAUUAUUUGGAAGCAAAAGAAGUCUGGGUUUUUUUUU
Suncus etruscus (white-toothed pygmy shrew) is the source of this 800-nucleotide messenger RNA. It is a transcript of the gene PTS, whose product is annotated as 6-pyruvoyltetrahydropterin synthase. Gene Ontology annotation, cellular component: mitochondrion. The record is from RefSeq and is a predicted model, not a curated record. Gene Ontology annotation, molecular function: 6-pyruvoyltetrahydropterin synthase activity. Gene Ontology annotation, biological process: tetrahydrobiopterin biosynthetic process. Lineage: Eukaryota; Metazoa; Chordata; Mammalia; Eulipotyphla; Soricidae. Bases 55 to 492 code for a protein of 145 amino acids. The transcript has 6 exons.